This is a messenger RNA of Colletotrichum tamarilloi, 297 nucleotides long. RefSeq lists its product as uncharacterized. The transcript has 3 exons. Bases 1 to 297 code for a protein of 98 amino acids. The record is from RefSeq and is a predicted model, not a curated record. NCBI's taxonomy places the organism in Eukaryota, Fungi, Ascomycota, Sordariomycetes, Glomerellales, Glomerellaceae.
AUGGGGGACCUUCCACCUGAGGCUGAUGGAGACAUUGGAGAGUCUCGAGUAAAGCAACUCGAUCUUGUCAAAGUUCUGGUCCAGAAGAUCAGCGUUGCAGUAAAAGCUAGUUGUUACUGGUUAGGCGCUGAAGGUCGGUCCAUUUCACCGUUGGACACCAACGAGAGGGGGACGAAAGGGGGCGGCACUGUGCGCCCAGAUCACCUGCGGGCUUCGCGAUUACGGGACAAGUCGCCUGCGUUGCCUGCAUCUGCCUGCAAGUGCGGCGAUGGCCUCGUUUGGGAGUUCUGCCAAUGA